Funneliformis mosseae is the source of this 156-nucleotide messenger RNA. NCBI's taxonomy places the organism in Eukaryota, Fungi, Glomeromycota, Glomeromycetes, Glomerales, Glomeraceae. The record is from the annotation of a GenBank genome assembly.
CCUGAUGAUCCAAUGAUUUUGAAAUGUCACAAUUACGAUAAUUGUAAGAAACAAGAAAAAGAUAAACCAGAUUUUUGUAAUGUAACAGCAGAGGCAUUACGGUUUAUUAGAAUUGUAAAAGUAUUAUUACAAUAUGCGAAUAACUUAUCUGAUUAA